AUGGAGCAGGAAGAUGAGGAGAUGACCGAACCCACGGUGGUGACAAAACAGAUCGUCACACACGGGUCAGGGCUCACUUGGAUCCCGGAACAAAAGAAUGCCGAGGGAGUCACAUGGUUCAAAGUGAGCAAGAAGAAUACGGACAAUCAAAACCAGUCACUCGACACACCUUUCUUCGAGAACAUGUUGGCCCGUCGCCAAGAAGCAUUCAACGAGGCUAUCUCCGAUAGACUCAAGGAUGAAGAGAAUGACGAAGCCCCACAGCCGGAGAAGGCCCAGAAGAAGACCAAGAAAACCAAGGAGUUCAAAGCUACACAGAGGCAUGAGAUUUAUGCACCCCACAGCAUUCAGAUUAACUUGCCCGGCGAGACCGAGGAUGGCAACAAGGUCCAAUGCCGAACUUUGUUCGAGGGGAUGGGCACUCGGACUAUGUGGCUGGAACUGAAGGACGAUGUCGUGAAGCACAUCCAGACCAGCUUCAAGCAUUCUGAGGCCAAGCCACGAAAGACGAUCAAGCCUAAAAGGGCCAAGGCCUGCAGGAAGUAG
Molecule: messenger RNA, 546 nt
Organism: Symbiodinium sp. CCMP2592
Lineage: Eukaryota; Dinophyceae; Suessiales; Symbiodiniaceae
Source: the annotation of a GenBank genome assembly